GCUUUCCCUGCCGCGUCAUCGGAGCUGUCUGAACAGUCUGGCGGGAGUCAGUUUAUGAACGGGGCUCGCGAAAUAAUAUUCGUUUAACGUCUACACGUUACUCUAGAUUAUAUUUUUCUUUAUUGUUUUUCUUUUAAUUUGGAAGGAGAGACAACCUCGACGUAUCUGUUCUCCUGCUUUUACAGUAUAUAGUCUUCCGUGUCGGACUUUCACAACAUAAUUAACUUUUAGCUCGCAGGCUAACAAGUGAAGCCAAAGUUUCGAGAGUUGACUUCAUAACGUCUGUCGAGUAUUUAAACUUGUUCUCGGUCUACUGAGUAGUUUUUGGGGCACAUUCAUUGUGACAGUUUCUUUGUUAGUAUAGUAGAGCAAUGGCAAAAGUACAAGUGUUAAAUGUAGCUGUCCUGGACAACCCCAGUCCAUUUGGAAACCCGUUUCAAUUCGAAAUAACGUUUGAGUGCAUGGAGGAUCUUCCCGAGGAUCUCGAGUGGAAGAUUAUUUACGUCGGCUCAGCAGAAAGUGAGGAGUAUGAUCAGACUCUUGACUCUGUCCUGGUUGGUCCAGUUCCUGCAGGCCGACACAUGUUUGUGUUUCAGGCGGAUGCUCCAAACACCGCCCUCAUACCUGAGAGUGAUGCUGUGGGUGUUACUGUUGUCCUGAUCACAUGCACAUACAGAGGACAGGAGUUCAUACGCAUCGGCUACUAUGUUAACAAUGAGUAUACGGACACUGAGCUUCGUGAGAACCCGCCCCUUAAACCUGACUAUGGACAGCUCCAGAGGAACAUUCUGGCUUCCAAUCCACGUGUAACCAGAUUUCACAUCAACUGGGAGGGAUGUGCCGAGAAAAUGGAGGAUUCGGAGAACGUGGACCCCGCGCCUAACGCCAUGCUGCCACCGUCCUGCACCCCGGGAAAAGCACCUCCACUGGGACUGGUGCCAGACAACUCCAUGGACUGUUUGUAGUGACGCAGGCUCCUGUGAAUAAUCCUCACAUCUCAAGGCUCAUCCAUGAGCUCAGGUCAAUCUGGACACUGUGGAGGGAGAGGGAGGGAGGCGGGAUUAUUCAAACACAUCAGAAAAAGAAAAAAAAGGUUAAUUUUGUUACACCUGUUUGAAACAAAUCAGUGGUGUGCAGAAUACGGCAGAUCCUCCGGUACACAAUAAACAUGUUUGCUUUUCACUUCGGUGAGUCAUGUAUCCAAGACAUGAUUUAGGAAUUAGGAUGCGCUGCAUCUAAUGCCGUUUGAUCCAAAACCGAUCCGUUCUCAAACCGAAAGGGGAUGGGAGAUCAGCUCAGUAGAUAAGAUGUCAGAUGCAUAGUUGAUUUAAGAGACAAAAUCGGCAAUAAUUUGUGUUUAAAAGGUUGCAGCAACUCUGAAUGAUAGUGUAUUAUAUUGUGUAUAUAUAUCUGUAUAUGUCUUUUUGUAUGCCUGUUCUCAUUGAAAUAAAUGUUUUGUUACGUGA
Messenger RNA from Megalobrama amblycephala (Wuchang bream), 1466 nucleotides. It is a transcript of the gene asf1ba, whose product is annotated as anti-silencing function 1Ba histone chaperone. Lineage: Eukaryota; Metazoa; Chordata; Actinopteri; Cypriniformes; Xenocyprididae. Gene Ontology annotation, biological process: DNA replication-dependent chromatin assembly. The record is from RefSeq and is a predicted model, not a curated record. Bases 372 to 965 code for a protein of 197 amino acids. Gene Ontology annotation, cellular component: nucleus. The transcript has 4 exons. Gene Ontology annotation, molecular function: histone binding.